CACCACCAUCACCACCAUACCUUCGAUUGAAAAAUUGAAUAGCUACAGCAACUACAAACAACAGAACAUAACAGAACAUAACAAUGGAAUGAUACCCGUGAAAGACAGAGAAUGUCCCUCUGGACAAUCAGCCUCGUCACACAGAUCCUGUGUCUGGCGCUGGUAUCUGGGUUUGUCGCGCUACGGGGGGUUGUAGCGUGGAGGUUUAAGAAGGGGGUUGAUGUUGAGGAUGGGUUUUGUUUUGUAUCGUUGAUAUUCUUCGACGCAUACUGCAUAUUAAUUCUUUUUUAUAUAUUCAACAACGGCACCCAACCCCCCUCAACCCUCACUCCAUCACAAACAACCAUCGUGUACAAGUUAUUCUAUACGUUAACAAUAAUCUACGUCCCCAUGGUCCUCCUGGCAAAGCUCACCCUGCUCACCAUCCUCGCCCGCCUCUUCAUCGUCCGCCGAUCCCAAACCCUAACCGUGUACCUCACCAUCACGCUCACAACAAUCUACUACAUCAUCAUCUUCUUCAUCAAGAUCUUCAUCUGCAACCCUGUCUCGACAUUCUGGACGUCGCCCAACAACCCACAUAACCCUAAUUGUCUCUCCGAGGGGGGCGUGUUUCUUGCUGAUGCGGUGAUGAGCGUUAUCACAGACCUUGCUAUCUUACUACUGCCCAUCGGGUUGAUGUUUCCACUGAGACUGGGGGUGGUGAAGAAGGUGAAAGUGGGGGCUAUGCUGGGGUGUGGCGGGUUGGCUGUGGGAUUUAGUAUUUAUAGGGUUGUGCUGGUGGUUGGGGUUGGGGCUGCGGGGUUGGGGGAUAGUCAGGUUUAUGCGAGGAUACUGUUGUCUGGGAACGCGGAAGGAGGUUUCGGGCUCAUUUGUAGCUGUAUCCCUGCGCUGCAUAUCCUAGUCUCGAGGGUGAAGGCGAAGAUGAGGAAGGGGUCGAGGUCGAGGAGUACGACGACUGGGAAAGGGUCUUCUGCUAUUGCGUCUGGGGACGGGAGUGGGAGUGGUAGUGGUGGUGGGAAGAAGAGGGAUAGGGGUGUUUCGAGUAGUGGGGGCACUGCGGCGCCGAUUGUUAUUACGAGCUCGCCGGAGGAUGUGCUUCAUGAUCCUGGGGGGUUGCUUGCUUCGUGUGAUGAUGGUGAUGAUCAGGAUGGAGGGGAGGGGAGGGGUGAGAAGAAUGAUAGAAGGGAUGAUAGGGAGGAAGGCUGGGUGUAA
This is a messenger RNA of Aspergillus vadensis CBS 113365, 1212 nucleotides long. RefSeq lists its product as uncharacterized. The record is from RefSeq and is a predicted model, not a curated record. Bases 112 to 1212 code for a protein of 366 amino acids. The transcript is spliced from 6 exons. NCBI's taxonomy places the organism in Eukaryota, Fungi, Ascomycota, Eurotiomycetes, Eurotiales, Aspergillaceae.